UUUUGGCUCGAGUUUAUGGUUCGGGUGUCCAAUCAAAUUGCAGCAGUUUGGCAACCAGCAUGAGCACCACUUCCCCGAGCGGGUCCUUGCUGGAUGCCUCCCGAUCGCGUGUUGGUUUGUUGCUCGACGUCCUCUGUGUUGCUCGGCGGUGCUGGGAUCCUCGCAUGGCGCAGACUGCAGAGAUGGCUCGCAGUCGUGCUUUUGCUGGCGUCGUCUACCUCGCUUUUUGUGGGGGCUGCCUGGAAUUCUGGAGCCUGUGCUAAGGCCUGGCGCAGGGUGCAGCAGGGUGCCUGUCAGAUUGUCGCCCGCGCCAUCGUGGGCAUCGCAGUGCAGAUCUCCUCCGAUCCUUACGCUGACGCCCUGCUCGGAGCAGCUGGGAGCGUGAUCCGGCAAGCAACGGCGCACCAGGAGCUCAAGGCAGCGCUUAAGUGCGCGGUGGUGGAGGGCAUGCGCUUCGAGCAGCUGCACGACGAGAUCGUGGGGACGCUCACUGGAUCCAUGGUGGCAGCCUCCAGGGACAAGGGCUUGCGCGGAGCUCUGCUGAGCAUCAUCACCACGGCGCUGAGGGACGAGGAGUUCAUGUCGCAGAUGCUGGCCACGAUGACCGACGCAACCGUCUCGGCGGCUCAAAAUCGCCACCUGCGCGAUUCGGUGCUCGGCGUGGCCAAGAUCGCCAUCACUGACGCGGUCAAGGACGAGAGUUUCGUCGCGGACGUCACCACGGCGCUCACGGACGCGGGCUUGCGAGCCGCGCGGGACGGCGAGAUCCGCGGUGCGCUGGUGGACAUAGCAAAGGUCGCGAUCGUGGAAGCUUUAAAGGAUGACAGUUUCCUGCAGGUGCUGAGAGAGACGGUCGCCAACAGCCUCCGGGACGGCCAGAUAUACCGCGGUGCUGCGCUCGGCGUGCUGGGCGCGAUCAAUCCUUUCGGAAGAGGCCGCGCGCCCGCGGAGGAGGCGGAGGAGCGCUGCGAGGAGCGGUCUCCGAGCAACGCCUCCGCGGCGUCUUCGAGCUGACGGCCAUGACGCUAGGGCCCCCUCUGGGUGCGCUGGUGAAGUCGACACUUCCUCCGCGCUUCGGGGGGCUGCGCGACUGCCAAGGCGUCUCUGUCUCAUCUCGGCUGUGGGUGUAGUGCUCUCCAUCCUCCUCCUCUUCCUCCUCCUCCUAAUCAUUUUGUUUGCUCCUCACUCUUCUCCCGUCCGCCUCCGCAUACUCCUUCAACCUCGUCUUGUCCGUAG
Messenger RNA from Prorocentrum cordatum, 1236 nucleotides. The record is from the annotation of a GenBank genome assembly. Lineage: Eukaryota; Dinophyceae; Prorocentrales; Prorocentraceae.